CGAAGAUUCCAGGGUCUUACCGCCCUCGCAGCCAAUGAGGGAGCCCGGGGGGAGGAGCCUGGCGAGCUGUAGCUGAUGAGAGACUCGCCCCCAGUAGAUGCGGUGGAGUUUGAGCUUUGCUGCAUCCGUCACUGAAGAACAAAAUAAAGAGUAGAGGAGACAGGCUGCAGAGCAUGGGAGGCAGUGGGGCUUUCUGAAACGUUUGCUGGGCUUUCCGCGGAGCAUGAGCUUUUAAAACGAAUUCUUUCUUUUAAAAGAAACUCAUUUGUGUAGCUGGGAAAAUGAUACAUAUGCUAAAUGCAGCAGCCUAUAGGGUGAAAUGGACCAGAUCCGGUGCUGCUAAGAGGGCUGCCUGCCUGGUGGCUGCGGCAUAUGCUCUGAAAACCCUCUAUCCCAUCAUUGGCAAGCGUUUAAAGCAGCCUGGCCACAGGAAGGAAGCAGCAGCAGCAGCAGCAGCUUACCCGCCUGCAGAGAACAGAGAAAUACUGCAUUGCACAGAGAUCGUCUGUAAAAAGCCUGCGCCGGGACUGAAUGCAGAUUUUUUCAAACAGCUACUAGAACUUCGGAAAAUCCUCUUUCCAAAACUUGUGACCACUGAGACAGGGUGGCUCUGCCUCCAUUCGGUGGCUCUCAUCUCAAGAACAUUUCUUUCUAUCUAUGUGGCUGGUCUGGAUGGGAAAAUCGUGAAGAGCAUAGUGGAAAAGAAGCCUCGGAGUUUCAUCAUCAAAUUAAUCAAGUGGCUUAUGAUUGCCAUCCCCGCCACCUUUGUCAACAGUGCUAUCAGGUACCUGGAGUGCAAACUGGCUUUGGCUUUCAGAACUCGCUUAGUAGAGCAUGCCUAUGAAACCUAUUUUGCGAAUCAGACUUAUUAUAAGGUGAUAAAUAUGGAUGGGAGACUGGCAAACCCUGACCAGUCCCUCACUGAAGACAUUAUGAUGUUCUCACAAUCUGUGGCUCACUUGUAUUCCAACCUUACCAAACCUAUUUUAGAUGUAAUCCUAACUUCCUAUACCCUCAUCCGGACUGCUACAUCGAGAGGAGCAAGCCCAAUAGGGCCCACCCUGUUAGCCGGACUUGUGGUGUAUGCCACUGCGAAAGUGCUGAAAGCUUGCUCUCCCAAAUUUGGUACCCUGGUGGCUGAAGAAGCUCAUAGGAAAGGCUAUCUGCGGUAUGUCCACUCGAGGAUUAUAGCCAACGUGGAAGAAAUUGCCUUCUACAGAGGACAUAAGGUAGAAAUGAAGCAACUGCAGAAAAGUUACAAGGCUUUAGCUUCCCAGAUGAACCUUAUUUUAUCCAAGCGUUUGUGGUACAUCAUGAUAGAACAGUUCUUGAUGAAAUAUGUGUGGAGCAGCUGUGGACUGAUUAUGGUGGCUAUACCCAUUAUCACUGCAACAGGCUUUGCGGAUGGUGAUUUGGAGGAUGGCCCAAAGCAGGCUAUGGUUAGCGAUCGGACAGAAGCCUUUACUACUGCCCGAAAUUUAUUGGCCUCUGGUGCUGAUGCCAUUGAAAGAAUUAUGUCUUCAUACAAAGAGAUCACUGAACUAGCAGGCUAUACUGCUAGAGUGUACAACAUGUUCUGGGUCUUUGACGAAGUGAAAAGAGGCAUUUAUAAGAGAAAUGUCACUCCGGAUCCUGAAAAGGAUACCAAGAGUGGAGGUAACAAGGAGCUACCCCUCAGUGACACCCUAGCAAUUAAAGGGACAGUGAUUGACGUGGAUCACGGAAUCAUUUGUGAGAACGUGCCCAUCAUCACACCAGCAGGAGAAGUGGUGGCUUCCCGGCUGAACUUCAAAGUAGAAGAAGGGAUGCAUCUUUUGAUAACUGGUCCCAAUGGUUGUGGAAAAAGCUCCCUCUUUAGAAUCCUAAGUGGGCUGUGGCCUGUGUAUGAAGGAGUCCUUUAUAAACCACCUCCCCAACAUAUGUUCUAUAUUCCACAGAGGCCAUACAUGUCUCUUGGAAGUCUGCGUGAUCAAGUCAUUUAUCCUGACUCAGUGGAUGACAUGCACGAAAAAGGGUACACUGACCAAGACCUGGAAGGCAUUCUGCACAGUGUCCACCUCUACCACAUAGUUCAAAGAGAAGGAGGAUGGGAUGCUGUUAUGGACUGGAAAGAUGUCCUAUCAGGAGGGGAAAAGCAGAGAAUGGGUAUGGCACGGAUGUUUUAUCAUAAACCAAAGUAUGCAUUGCUGGAUGAAUGUACCAGUGCUGUGAGCAUUGAUGUUGAAGGAAAGAUAUUUCAGGCUGCUGUAGGGGCUGGGAUUUCCUUACUGUCCAUAACGCACAGACCUUCUCUGUGGAAGUACCACACUCAUUUGUUACAAUUUGAUGGCGAAGGAGGUUGGCGCUUUGAGCAGCUGGACACCGCUAUCCGUUUAACGUUAAGUGAAGAGAAACAGAAGUUAGAGUCUCAGCUAGCUGGAAUUCCCAAAAUGCAGCAGAGACUCAAUGAGCUAUGUAAAAUUUUGGGAGAAGACUCGGUGCUGAAAUCAGACCAAAAGGAAAAGGACUCACCCUGAUUUACCUGGACACAUUUUAAGUUUACUUUUAGGUAAAGCCUCAGAGACUCUCUCUUCACUGCAUGCCAUCUGUUAAGCUGAGUGCAGAGAAAGCAAGCCAGCACAAAGUAUUUUGUAUGAUUUUAGCAUCACGGAAGUAUAAGAUAACUUUUUGAAAGAAAGAAAAAAAGGCAAAUACUUUAGUCAAGGUUAGUCAUGACUUCCAUUAAUGCCCCAUGAAAGGCCAGCUCACCUAGAAAACAGGACCGUCUGUGGGGAUGCGUGCGGUCUGAGGUUCUUCGUGCGGGAGAAAGCCCCCAAACAAGAAUAGUAAAGGCAGCACCUGGGUUGAUGUCAGGCGCUCAGAAUUACAACGUGGAGUGCUGUUUCAGCCCACUUACCACGGACAGUAGGUGCAGCACCUGAAAUCCAUAAUCGGCAUUGCUAAUGGCCAGCUAAACCUGUGUAUGAAACAACAGACUGUUUGAUAAAAAAAAAAAAAAUUCAAUAUGAAAAAAAUGUAUUUUAAUGACAGUGGUUGAAAACAAGCAUGGUUAGACAAGUAUAAAGUACUGUAUGUAAAAUUUUCAGACUUUGAGCAUCUUAACACAAAAAAUUAACUUUAAUUAAAAUUGUGCAUAUUUAUUAAAAAACCCUUUUAUUUUUAAAAAAGAGAAUUGUCUGCAGAGAAGAGGAGGAUCCAGACAAUGCUUGUACUGGCUGCUGCUUGAAUCUACAGUGCUAUCUACUUCAGUUUUUAUGCAGAAAUCCUGUUUGUUUUGUGCCCAAAGAAACAUUUUAAAAACUUGAUUACUGUCCUAAAUACAGAUCCUGGAGUUCACAGUUAUUCCCACAUUCAUUUCAUUUUACUCUGCCUUUGAAGCAAUCUUUUGAGGCAUAUCGUUUUUUGCUCUUUUGUUUCUGAGAAAACAGACACUCAGAUUUAUUUUAAUCAUGUGACUUAUUUUGCAAGACAAUGUAGCAGUCAAAGGAGGUUCACAUGACUCUCUGAUUCAGUGCUGUUAGCCCUAUUGCCCCUUCAAUUUAACUGGGCUGUAAUGUCAAUAAAAAAUGAGAUAGAGCAAGUAGGUGGCCGGAAAUGGAAUUGUGGGCAGAGCAGGAGGUAAUGGAAAAAUUAAAGUAGAUUAAAAAAAAUACAGUUGAGGGCAUGGAGAAAUGACACUUGCUUCUCUUGUAGGAGACCUGAUUUUUAUUGCCAACACCCACAUGGUGGCUCCAAAGCUAUGUUUAAUUCCAGUUCCAGGGGAUCUGACGACCUCUUCUGGCCUCCAAGGGCCCUGUAUUCAUGUAGUGCUCAUACAUAUAUGCAGGCAAGACACUCCUAUACAUAGCAUUAAAAAUAAAUAAAUCUGAAAGAUAGUAAUGAUAUUGAAAAUUGGCAACGUUAAUAUUAUUAUCUAGUGUUUGCAAGAAAUGAAAUUGAGUAGGAAAUGGAAUGGUCACUGGUCUUUGACUUUGAAAGAACCAAGGAAGUCAGCACACUGCAGCUAUGUCCAUCUCCUUGAUGUUGGAGCGUCUGCAGCAUCAGCACUCAGAAGGGCAGUACAUUGUACUUCUGGUAAGUUUCUUAUUGUUGAAUAUGAUGCGAAACAAUCUAUGGAGUACAUCAUGUGAAAUGGGUCUCACCUGUUUGUGUGCGCUGGCGUACAGAGCCGUAACUGAUGCCUUAUCCUCGUCCUCUCUCAGGCAUUGAAAAACUAAGAGGGACAGUCAUAGUGGCUCCAGAUUUUGUUUACACAUUUAGACAUCACUUAGCAGAUGCUCAUCUGUUGUAGGCUAUUUGGGAAAUAGACUACCCGGAAGUCAUUCACAAUGAUUGCUGUAAGAUAUUACAGCAUGUCCACUUGUUCAGUUCCACAAAACUGGGUGAUUUGAAUUAUCAAUAAAUGUAAUGACCCUACAUGAAGUAAUAGAAUACAUAUUCAUAAUCAGUGAUUUUUCAUUUAUCUGUUAUUACUACUUACUACUAGAAAUGUGGGGUAAGAACUGAAGAUUUUGUUUAGAGAAAGCAUGGAACUGGAAAGUGAUGCUUGUAUUUUAAAAGGACUCCCUAAUCUUUAACAACCAUGUCAGCAGUUAGUCAGGUUACAGUGCUAAAGGGGAAAUGUUUGAAGCAAGUAUCUUACAUUAGCUUUUAAAGGUACCAGAGAAACAUUGACGUUCACAUUUGAAACUAUAAUUUUCAUGAUUUAAAAUUAAACCAUUUAAGACCUGAGAGCUUACAUUUUUAAGCUUUGCAAAGAAUGCCAACGUCAAUACUACAAACUUGACCUUAUUUGAUAGAUGUUACCAUGAGCUGAAGUGAAAUAAAGAUAACUCAGCCGGGCGGUGGUGGCACACGUCUUUAAUCCCAGCACUCGGGAGGCAGAGACAGGCGGAUCUCUGUGAGUUCAAGGCCAGCCUGGGUGAGUUCCAGGAAAGGCGCCAAAGCUACACAGAGAAACCCUGUCUCGAAAAACCAAAAAAAAAAAAAAAAAGAAAGAAAGAUAACUCAUUAGAUGUUUAAGAUUCUGUAUUAAAAUUCUGGUCAUGGAAUUUAAACGUUAAAAUUUCAGGACAAACAAACAAACAAGCUAUUUUCCAGUAGCUUUUUUUUUUAAACUACUGAUUAUCUGAAUUACUUUUUCUGAGACCACAUAUCCUCUGUCUUGGAAUCUGAUGUGAACUUGUGUUAUGUACCACAACACUCUUUCCAAAGUGGGAGACCAGAGCUGAUAUUCUACCAGGCUCAACUGUGAAAACAUGGAGACCACUGAGGCAUCUUCUUCUUUGAAUAGGACAAAGGAAAAUGAAGCAUAACUUCAGUCGUCAAACUACUUUUUUUCUCUUCUCAGAAAAGGUGUGAAUUUAUGGAGCUUGAUUAUUUGGGGGGGUUAACUCAUAAGCUGCAUUCCGUGUAAGUGUGACAUUCUAUUUCUGCAGCAUGCUAUGGUAUGCCAAGCAUGAGUCUGAAGCUGGGUGCACUCUUAUAGACAAGAUAAUCUCUAAAAUGCUCCUGAAUCACAAGGUUAAAGAUCUAACUUGAAAACCAACCCAAAUUACCCUGUGUUUACACAGGAAUGGUUUUCCUCUGAUGGUAAUUUGACUUUUGCCCUAAAUUUUGGUGUGUCAAAAAAGGUAUGAAGAAAUGUGUUGGUUUUUAUUUGAGGCAUUAAUUCCAAGUAAAAGUGUGUAUUUGUGAAAGACGUAGCUUGUUUUGAUGUUUGAAAUAGUUCGUAUGUUUUUUUUUUUUUUUUUUUAACCAGUGUACUCUGAAAAGCUUGUUAUGUGGUAGAACCAAAACUCAGAGGAGGUUACAUGCUUAGAGAUGUGGUAAACAUGGUAACAGUUAUUAAAUUAUUUAUUUAAAGCGAUACCUCUGACACAAUUACUUUGUGGGCAAAAGCGCCCCUGGUCCGAGUGUAGCGUGCUUCCUCAUGCGCAGCACACCACAGUGCUGCUGUCCCACAUGCAGUGUCUGAAAGUUUGGAUGCGAACUUUAAAUAUUGCCACAUGAACGCUUUCACAUGGAUGCACGUUUUUGAAUUAAAAACACAUCUUCUUCA
Molecule: messenger RNA, 6061 nt
Organism: Peromyscus californicus insignis
Lineage: Eukaryota; Metazoa; Chordata; Mammalia; Rodentia; Cricetidae
Gene: Abcd2
Product: ATP binding cassette subfamily D member 2
Exons: 10
Coding region: 282-2516 (744 amino acids)
Biological process (GO): peroxisome organization; very long-chain fatty acid catabolic process; fatty acid beta-oxidation
Cellular component (GO): peroxisomal membrane
Molecular function (GO): ATP hydrolysis activity; ABC-type transporter activity; long-chain fatty acid transmembrane transporter activity
Source: RefSeq, a predicted model, not a curated record